Messenger RNA from Trichoderma asperellum CBS 433.97, 1170 nucleotides. RefSeq lists its product as uncharacterized. The record is from RefSeq and is a predicted model, not a curated record. NCBI's taxonomy places the organism in Eukaryota, Fungi, Ascomycota, Sordariomycetes, Hypocreales, Hypocreaceae.
CAUCCUCUUCUCUCACACAUACACUCCAGCGCCAACCCCGACAUCUAGGCCUCACACACGACGCGUGCCAAGCCAAAAAACCCCAAAUACACAGCCACCGUAUCUAGGCAUCGGUUCAACGACCUCUUUCCCCUGGACUUCAUCCUCGCCGCUGGCCCGGCGCAUUCUGCGCUGAACAUGGCCCCGGCACUCACCAUCACCACAAACAUGAACUCGCGGCCGCCUUCGCCUGUGCCACCUCCCAUGUCGCCCAUCACGCCGCCGCUUUCCUCUGCUCAGCUUUGCGUAGAUGUGAAUAGAAACACAGUCGCUAGUUCCGAGGCGCUGCCGCCCGCUGCGACAACAACGGCGCAGCAACAGCAGCCCGCUCGCCCAACCUUCACCCACUCACAGCCCAGCCAAGUCGGCGUCCCGCCGCCGGCCUCGACGCCUAUUGAAUUCGAAACCAACCCAGAUGUCAUUGCCCUCCGAUCGGCCAUCACCGUGCUGCAAAUGCAAAAGAGCCGCGCAACAGCGGACAUCCAGACCCUCAGCCAGAUCAAGAACGAGGCGACAGACCACCCAGACGAGUUCAUCCGCGACCUGGCGCAAGGAAGGAUCGGCCAGGGUGCCCGACCCGACGCCGGCGACGACGAAGCCACUCGAGCAUGGGCCGCGCAGCCGAUACCAAAAGCCCAAGACGUGAUCCGUUGCCCGCCCAUCAACUGGUCGCAGUAUGCAGUCGUGGGAGAGUCUCUGGACAAGUUACACGCUGAGCAGGUGACCAAACCUACGCAAGGGACGCCUGCUACUGUUGGCGCUGGAGGCGUUUACCAGUUCAAAGGCGGCGAUGGCAAGCAAGAGGAAUAUCCUGGCGUGGCUGCUCCGUAUGCGCCGCUGAGAGACAAGAUUGGAAAGAAGACUAAAAGCAAGAAAUGAGGGCUGUGGAUUGAUGGAAUUCAAUUGAACUGAUUAAUUUAUAAACGCAAAAAUGGUCUUUUUGACACGACAUGAUGGCAUAUAUAUAUGAACGGCAACGGAAUCGAGAUUACAGGAGAGACUGCAUGCAUUCACGGCGUUUAGGAAUUAGAUGAACACUGGCCUAUCAAGUCAGACGACUCAACUGGUCAGAUUUUGUUUAUAUUUAGAACUGCUUUUAUAUAUACAUAUAAACCGUAAACUGGCAUCCCC